Messenger RNA from Octopus bimaculoides (California two-spot octopus), 1594 nucleotides. RefSeq lists its product as uncharacterized. Gene Ontology annotation, biological process: protein ubiquitination. Lineage: Eukaryota; Metazoa; Mollusca; Cephalopoda; Octopoda; Octopodidae. The record is from RefSeq and is a predicted model, not a curated record. Gene Ontology annotation, molecular function: zinc ion binding; ubiquitin-protein transferase activity.
ACAUGGCGAGUUCUUCCUCUUCCUGUUUAAUUUUCAUCCUCUCCUUUCCCCUCCUUCUUUAAACUUUUCUCUCCUCUUCUCUCUCAAACUUUUGUAUCUCCACUCAAAAUAUAUUACUUUCAAACCGAAGCGAAAAGGUAUUUUAAAAGAAAUCUUUUCAAUAAACUUCUAUUAAUAUCUCCAGGUUGAUCCUUUCAACAGUGAGUAUGAAUCAUCAAGGAAAUGUCACGUUACAAUUACAAUAUGAAUAUUCAAGAGAUGAAAGUAGAUCAAAUAUUACAGCAUUGAACACAGUAGAAAAUUUCAUCGAUCAAGACGUCGGGAGCGAAGUGCGAAGUUUUCCCACAUUACCACCAGAAAUGAUAUUUUCUCCUCACACCUCAAGAAGAAACACAAUACAAGAUGUAAUAACUACAGUAAAUGAAUCACAAGAAGCUUUGUCAGAUGGCAAAGAGCAACUUAUUAUUAACAUAGAACCAACAUCUCCUGUAAUGACUGAUAAUCAGGAUGUUAUUACCGCAUCUUCUUUGACAAAAGACACUAACACUUCAGAAAUAGAUAUCAAAAACAACUUUGUUGUCAAAUACCAUCCGCACUUAGAAGAUGCAGAAAAGCUUUCAGGUACUGCACCUAAUGUCAAAGAUAAAUCAAUUUCAGUUGUUCCGUUUGGUGAGAGAGAAGAGCUAUCUGAGUAUGUCCAUACAGAUUUUCAAUCUAUAAAAACGGGACAUUGUGACAAUAUAUCUCUCAGUACAUCUUCUGAUGGUGAUCGAUCUAAAGAUGACACACCAUGUUGCCGGAUCUGUCACGGUAGUAGCAGCGCAGGACAACUGUUAUCUCCAUGCUAUUGUAAGGGAACGCAAGGUCAAGUGCACAUAAAAUGUCUCGAACACUGGCUAAGUUGCACUGGAAGAACAAAAUGUGAAUUAUGCGGAUACCAGUUUGAGUUCACAGAACAAUCUAAAUCUUUCUCAGAAUUCAUCUUAUGUCCUGGAAACCGAUAUGUAAAGAACUUGCUUUUCUGUGACAUUUUAUGUUUUAUUUUAGUAACACCCCUAACUUUAGCAAGUGUAAGUCUUGUUAUCGCAACUGCUGCUCUUUUAGAUUGGAAGGCCUCAAUGGAAGUCAUAGGACUUAUACUAUUUGCAGUUUUUGUAAUAUUUCUCUAUAUUUUUUGGCUUAUAACAGCUUUGCGUUUUCAGAGGAACAUGUGGAGACACUGGAAAUUUCGUAACCGAGUCGUUCGUAUCAAAUUCGAAAAGUGCAAAACCUCAAAUUCUUCGCGAAGUUCUCCUUGGAGAAAUUUCCGUAAUCUAGAUAGACUUAGAAAUGAUGCCGAGGAUACAGUUUGCAGCACUUUUCAAAAUAAUCAACGUCCUGAUUCCUCAAAUGUUCAGAUAUGGUGCUCUGCUAAUAGUCAGAUUUUGGUGAUUCCGCGGGAACCUUUGGAAAGUUAAAUUCAAAAUUUCAGACUGUUAAUGCUAUGUUAAAUUUGCAGAACAACCUGAGAAGUUCAAAGAUAAAGGGAUUAUAUAAUCCAGAUUAAAAGCAGGGAAUGCAGAAAAUAUAUCUAAUACAGAAAGAUUUAUGAACA